Messenger RNA from Penicillium verhagenii, 1824 nucleotides. RefSeq lists its product as uncharacterized. Bases 1 to 1824 code for a protein of 607 amino acids. The record is from RefSeq and is a predicted model, not a curated record. NCBI's taxonomy places the organism in Eukaryota, Fungi, Ascomycota, Eurotiomycetes, Eurotiales, Aspergillaceae. The transcript is spliced from 5 exons.
AUGAGCUAUGAACACGAAGUCUCGGGAGACUUAAACAACGAGGUCCAGGAUGACAGCUUGAUCCAGACCCCCGAGAGCGGUCCAAUUCAGCCAAUACACCAACGGCCAUUGCCGAAUGCCCAGUGGAAGUCAGCCUCUCGUACGGUGGAAGAGAACCUUGCCAAGGGUCUUUCAAAUGAAGAUCUUUGGAUGCUGAUUCGACGAUUCGACAAGCAAAUAUACCAUGUGCGAGCCGUCCAAGAUGCCAAAGCCCAACCACUCGAUCUGAAUCGCGUGGACAGUGAGCGAUUCCCGCCCGAAAAAUUGCGUAUCACCCUCGAGCGGUUCUACACCUCCGUGGUUGUCGGUGUGAUCGAGUUCUUUCGGCAUAUUACACGAUUGCGGUCAUGGAAAGAGUCCGGUCGGACAACCGUGUUUUGUAUCGUUUAUUUUACAUGCUGGGCCUUCGACAUUCUGGUUCCGACCAUCUGUGGUGUCAUGGUUUCCAUGAUCAUGAUUCCACAGGUCCGAGCAUGGAUUUUUCCUGCUACCACUGCAACACUAAACUCGGAAAUUCCUAGUGCAAGGAACUCGGAAACGGGCCAACCUGAAUCUCUGGAUAGCCUCACGGGCGCGCCAGAGGCCCACAAGGGCGAGGCUGCGGAACAAGAAGCGAGAAAUUUGAUCGACAGCCUGGCAACCGUAGCCAUUGAGAGUGCUGCCACGAAAUAUGGUCAAGCUGUAGCUGAGGAUGCUCCUGAUCAGCCUCUUCUUGGCGAUGGGUCAGAAGUCGUAGACCCCAUGGAGACUCCGAUUGUUGAUAGUACUGAAGACAAGACCAAAAAGCCCAUGAAGAAGAAGGUUUCGCACGCUACAAACCAACUCAUGCGUGGACUGAGUGAUGUCACUGAUAUUUAUGAGAAAUUUGCCAAUUAUUGGAUUGUUAAGAUCAUUGGAUUUACCAUUGGUUUUGGAUUUUUUGGAGAUCCGGUCUUCACAUACACGCUGGAUACCUUAAACCAGAAAAUCCCAAAUUGGAGAGAUAAUAUGGAUUUGCAAAAGACACUUUUAGCUGGCGUCCCUACUAAUGCUCAGCUGACAUUGACUCUAUUACGGAUUGGUGAGAUCAACUCCGAGCCUCUGCCGCCUCCUCCGGCUAUUGGUAACAACGAUAGGGCAUGGCCCAUUUCUCGUAAAAAGUCCCAAGCGGGAUCUUCAUCGUUAGACCUUACAAAGCAGGAUUCAUCACCCGAACUACAGAAGACAAACUCAAACAUCUCUCUCCCUGAAGCAAAACCGAAACGGAGGACGAUGUUCAAAUUCUUCAAAUUCCUUCGCCGAACCAUUGCAACUGCAAUCCAAGGCCACAUUGCAUUCGACCGAGCGAUGGCCAUCGCAGGAUCUGCCCACACCAAGAACUUGCUUGGGAUGCUGCAGAACAGACACUUCUCUGCAACCCCCUUUGGUCCCCUGAAGUUUGACGCGAAGUACGAACGAAAGCGUGGCGCAGCUGUGAUUGACAAUUCUAAAGAGCCGCCAAUUUUGUAUUUCACCACAUAUCAGUCAGCGGGGCUAGACGAUUUGCGAAUCGAAAGCCGGAAGAAGGGAUCCGUUCUGUUCCAGAUCCCUGUCACAGAUAUCAAAGAGUUGAAAAAGACCGAGGGCCUAGGAUGGAAGCGAAAGUUGAUCGUCGAAUUGACAGCUGGUAGUAAAGAGGCUGCUGAUGGCCUCGUGGUCAGCGGUGAUGACAUGGAGCAAUCAUAUCACCUCACUGGUAUGCGAUCUCGAAACCAAUUGUUCAACCGCCUAGUCGCGAUGGAUGCUCAAUUUUGGGAAAGCCGUUGA